Messenger RNA from Eruca vesicaria subsp. sativa (arugula), 1068 nucleotides. The record is from the annotation of a GenBank genome assembly. NCBI's taxonomy places the organism in Eukaryota, Viridiplantae, Streptophyta, Magnoliopsida, Brassicales, Brassicaceae.
AUGUCCCGCAGCGUGCAUAAACUGUCUGUGUCCUUCCGUUAUAAUUAUACUUGUCCAGAUUUCUUCUUUCUUAGUUCCUCCUUGGAGCAACUCCACAUGAAUUGCGCUAUUAUGAUAUGCACUCCAGUGUCUUGGAAAUCCCUAAGAAAUUUGACAUUGAAUUCAUGCAAGCUCUCUGAUGAUAAAGCUGUUGCUAAUAUUCUCUCUGGCUGUCCAGUUCUUGAAAAUUUGGAAUUGUUUUACUGUCUUGCUUUACCUCAGCGUCUUGAUCUGAGUAAAUCAUUAAACCUGAGGAGAUUGGAGAUUAGGUGGAGUUGCCGAAGUUCAUAUCCAUUAGAGAUUAUAGCUCCGCAGAUCCGUUAUUUGAAAGUGAUAGUCCUUGAGGAACCAUGUACUUUAGUUGAUGUCUCCUCUGUGACAGAAGCUAAUCUUGAAAUUUGCAUCCAAAAACUUUUUUUCACGGUGGCUGAUUUUGUUCAAAUCAGGGUGCUAAAGAUGCUAGAAAAGUUACAAAAUGUAGAGAGGCUUACUUUUGGGAGAACCCUUCUUCAGAUGCUAUCUCUCGCCGAGCUCCGUGGUAUCACUUUCCCAAUGCUUAAGGUCCACACUUUGAUUGUUGAAACAAUGAUUGUUCGAUCUGCUAUUCCCGGUAUAACAAGGUUACUACAAAAUUCACCUGUACUAACGAAGCUAAUAGCACAGGCAACGUGUAGCGGCAACAUAAACGAUCACACUCUUGACUACUAUUUGGGAGUACUAGGUUUGAAUCCAGAUCAAUGCUGGAGAUCAGAAUAUAUUCACAACUUUCCUACCUCAGAGGGAAUCUUUUCGAUGGUGCGUUGCGAGAAUGCAGCGUCGAAACUCUUCACUUCGUUCAUGGAAUUGGUACUGAGAAACUCAAAGACACUAGAGACGAUGGUUAUACGAUUUAGACCUACUCCUGCCCUUGCCUUAGAAUGCUUUGCUCAACUGCUUCAGAUGCCUCCAACACUUCCUCACAACGAUAAUGUAUCCAUUGUACUCAACCCAAGCAAUCACUCAUUAAUUGCAUCAGUGUCUUUGUCUUGA